Messenger RNA from Ooceraea biroi (clonal raider ant), 7785 nucleotides. RefSeq lists its product as uncharacterized. Gene Ontology annotation, cellular component: plasma membrane; cell junction; cytosol. Gene Ontology annotation, biological process: signal transduction; protein dephosphorylation. The record is from RefSeq and is a predicted model, not a curated record. Lineage: Eukaryota; Metazoa; Arthropoda; Insecta; Hymenoptera; Formicidae. Gene Ontology annotation, molecular function: protein kinase binding; protein tyrosine phosphatase activity.
AGAGCGUUCGCCGCUGCUACGCCUCAGCCGACGGUCAGUAGCGCGCCGUGCCUCGUCGUGGGAGGAUCGUUUCGCCGUUCGCGUGUCACUUGGCGCCAAAUCGGAGCAGAGUCAGCCCGCGUGGUUCCUCGCUCGUUCACUGAAGCUCGUGCACUUCCGUCCGUGCACGUUUCGAUUCGCCGGCGAGACAAGAGUAACCCGGACCGAAUCGGAUGUUCGGAUGAACAGAAACUCGGAGUCGCUGAGUCUUCCUGAGUGUCAAAGCAGAUAGAGAAAGAGAGAAAGAGAGAGCGAACGCGUCGUCAUGGGUACCGUGUGUUGUGCCCCGCGGGUGUAGUGCAGACAGCGCGCGAUCGCGAACAAGGGGGGUGGAGAAAGGGGAUAAAGGAAGGGGGAUAUAGAACGUGCGUGGGUCAUCGCGAAAUACCGCGGCCUGAUACCUCGCGAGAGCGUCUCAUUGUGGACUUACCAAAGAGAAACAGAGAAGGAAAGAGAGAGAGAGAGAGAGAGAAAGAGAGAUUACCGGGAGAAGCGAGAGACAGAGGCACACGGAGACGAUAAUGCGGAGUUGUUGCCGUCUUCAACAACAGGACGACGUUCGGAUCUGCUCGUAAAUCGAGCGAAAGGAUCUAACGGACAGAAAUGACUCGCAGAAGACCAUCCUUCCUCAUAUUAGGAGUGUGCACAGGCAUCUUUUUAUUGCUCUUUGGUGUUGUGGUUGCGGAGGUCACGGAAACGUCGGCUGCGGUAUCACAGAAAUCCGACUCCCAGAAAGGGCCAACUCCCCAGGGAGACACGACGAUUCUGACGAGAGUCUCUUCAGUCUAUCAGAACCAGUCGACUGUAGGAAAGGACGAACGAAAUAUCGACCCGACGAAACGAAGAACUCACGAUGGCGAAAACGGAUCACGCGACAGUGCCAGCAGUGAUGAGAGCACGAGUAAGAACGGAGAUAAAAGCGAUGUGUCGAUGGCACAUGGCGACGCGCAUUCACACGCGACAAAAUCUAGCGAUGAAUCUGACAGUUCCUCGUCAUCGGAUGGAAGUAGGAAGCCGAGACACGGCGAGAUCGCUGCGGAAAGCUCCGGGAAAAGUACGAGCACGAAAGCCAUUUCAGAGGACCCUCUCAGGUUCUCCAGAACGAACGAGCUGACUGCGGCGACCACAAAGCCGGCUUUGAACGACUCGAAGCAGGACAACAAGAAAAACUUGGAGAACGCCACGCUCGGAGAAUCUUCCAAUCGUGAAGGAAUAUCGAACACUACUAAGAUCGUUCCAACGAGCACGAAGAAAAACAUUGUCAACGAGGAGUUAAGUGUUGUAAAAACAUCCGAACGCACAGAGGAAGAAUCUCCUGCCAAGCAUGAAGAAAAGAAGAAUGCAACUGUUUUGAAUAAAGAAGAGGCAGCGACAGUCACGUUCGUCGGAAAUUCCUCAUCGACGGCUUACAAAUCGAUAUCGGGAGACGCGAAACUCGACGAAACGAAAGAAAAGGUGACAAAGUCUGAAUAUAAGGAGUUUAUUCCAAAGAUUGAGUUGAGGAAGGACGAUGACGCAAGCAGCUUGAAAGAGAACGCGGAGGAUCAUAAAUCGGAGGAUCGCGAUCGAGAAUUGACAACGGUGCGCGGCGUUCAGCGCGAGGAUUCCCCGGAGUCCAAGAGAGACGCGAACGAUGUAGGAACGACAGCGUCCGAAGCGCUCGAUCUGGAGAAGAUCGACGAGAAGGUACACGAAGGGACCAUCUCGUUGAUUAACGACACGUUCGUGAAUUACAAUCAUUUUUACAAGACUUUGAUGGGGAAGGAUCCCAAGAGCAAUUCCGUGAAUCAGACCGCUGACGUGAAUGGUUUGAAGGGCAACCCGAAGGCAGAAGUGGAAGUCGUUAAGAACGUGACUCACCUGCCGACACUGAAGAUCGUGGUUACCGCAGACGAUACCACGAAAAAUGAUUCUCACUCGAACGGAGUGAACAAGGAAGUCGUUUAUAAGCAUAAGACUGACGCGGUGGAUGAACACCGUGAAAAUCAGCAAAAAGAAGACGCUUCAGUUUCUAACGCAACGAUCGAGAGUACAGAUGAAAGGCGGAAACUGCUUGGAGAACCGGAAAGCCAGGUGAAGUUGCCUGAAACAACGACUCAGAGCGCACGACGCGAGGAACAUACCUUGCCCGUUCCUGCAGCCACUCUCAGUCCAGUUCCGCAAGGUAGGACCAUCGGUUUUUCCGGAGUUAACGAGUUCCCGAGUAUUGAAGUGAAAUCUACAGCCUCGACGAAGGCCAAUAGCGGAUCCGAAGCAUCAUCAGCGUCGCUUGGUGCAACUCCAAGCUCGCAGAAUGGUUCCAAGGCAGAAAAAAUAGAUCAAAAACCUUACCCUUACGUGAAAUCUAGCCGAGAAUCAUUUCAGCCAACAACAGUAGCUGGUUUGAAACUGGAGGGUGGCAUUACCGAAGAAACGUCAGCUUACGAGAACACGAUCGGGAGAGGAGAGUCCGAGAAGAAAUUUAUUGUGACGGAACCAUCAGUCGUGAUGGAGAAUAGCAUCCAACAGCAAAAGCUGAACGAGAAAGGUGUAAAUGAAUCUACGAAUUCCACGACGGAGAGGUCUCUCCCAUCGGCAACGACUAUCCUAACUAUUUCUGCCGAUGCCGGAUCAACAAACGGAACUCUUCCAGAGAAAUUUAACGGUAGCGCGAAGGCUGCGGAGAUGAUGGGUUCGGGAUCGAACGGGAACGACGUACCAGGUGCAAAAGAGAAGGAGAAAGUGACUGCACGUAGAGACGAGGAAUACGACGUGACGGGAAAUGGAAUAACGGAAGUCAGCCUGGCUCCGGACGGCAAAGCAGUGAAAUCACAUUCCGAUGCAGCGACAGAAUCGUCAACAUCGCGUGUCACGGCAGCCCCGCCGAACACGGAUAUUCAGAUGGUACCGGAAGAAGCCAUGAUGAUUCGGUCGACUCUUGACGUCACGGAAUCCACGAUAGUUCCUUUGAGCAAAGACCUAGCGAUAGAAGCGAACAAAUCCACAACUUCGAUGACGCCGACGGCAGAAAUCAACAGGAAGAUGGUCACGAUGGUUCUCGAAAACUCCACGGAGUCAACACCGAAGACGAACAUCACGCUCCACCCUCUCUCGAGUGCUAAUCAAACCAUCGAACUUCCAUCCACUACUUUGAAUCCCGAUGAAUCUUCAGUCCCGACGACAACAUCCAUCGAAUUCGAGUUUGUCGGUCUCACGGAAGCGAUCUCUUCGACAAGUAAUGCGACCGAGAGAGGCAUCGAGGGGCGAACUUUCGAGGAGCAAACGAUGAAGACGACCAAUACCAUGAGCAUAGAAUCAUCCGUGACGAAUAACUCAACGGAAAACGCGGUUACCACGAUGAAGCCUGAAGAGUCCACGGAACUUCCAGCAACGACCGAGGACGGUACACCGACGACGAAUCAAGUGUCAAUCACGUAUCACGCGGACAACGAGACUGAAGCUAAGGAACUUCCGGUCACGCAAAUCACUCCCGAGGAUCGAAGUAAUCACACAGAGUCCGCGAGCAACGAGAUUACCGUAAACCCCAUCGACCCCAUCAGCGGCGCUUCUGGCGUUACCGAGGAUCCUUCAGGAUCCAACGAUUCGAAUUACGAUGCAAAUGUCACCGAGAUCUCCGCACCAGGCGUGACAAAGCUUCCGCCGAAUACGAGCGUCACAACAUUGUCGUCUACAACGAACGCUACUAAGAGCCCUCCAGCUUCAUUCUCUACGAGUACCUUGGAGCCGAGGGUUCUCUGGAGUACAUCAGCUUCCACGGAAUCGCCUGACGAGGAUACAACGGAGAGUAUUCAGCCCUUUUCGCCGGAGGAGAUCACGUUCGUUAAAAUAGUCAUCGAAGGCACUCUGCAUGAUAUCUGUCCUCGACUGCAGGACCUGAGAAAGGCGCUCGCAGACGUUCUCACGAAUGGCAUGGAUAAACUGGUGUUGCCAAACCAAAUCAUCAUUCAUCAGAACCCGUGCCUCGAAUCGGCAAACUCUUCGCCGACACCUAUGGAAGUACCACUAACUUCAAUCUUGGUUUAUGUCGUCGACGAGGACGGGAAGUUCGACGUCGUCAUGACGAAGAUUCUACCAAGUUUGUACAAGGUGUCUCCCAACUUCCCAGUGAGAAUACACAAAUUUUUAUUGGUACCGGAAGCGGAUUCUGGCAACGCGAUAGCUGUCGUCAUAGUCUCUUCCGUGGCCUUCAUCUGCUUAGUUCUCCUGGCCGGGCUGCUGUUUAUAAUGAGAAAGAGGCAAACGAGGUUCAACUACGGAGAACGGUGCCGGCCAGUGUCCUUGGACGCUUACAGCCUCGACAGCGUUUCAGCGUACAACAGUGUCAGGCGCAAGGGUGCAGCGAGAGCCUCCAAGAGAAGUUACGGCAACCCAACUUUCGAAGAUUCGAGCGCCAUUCCUUCCCACCCCCUAAACUUCGCCGGGCUUUCAUCUUUCUGCAACGACGUUAAUGUAAUCAACGAGGAGUUCUCGGGUAUACCCCAGGUUUCGGCAAAGAUAGACGAGCUGCCCCCGGGCGCGGAACUGAAGAAUAGGUACGCAAACGUGAUACCGCUUCCGGAGACGAGGGUGCCGUUACAGAGGUUGAACAAUGACGCCUUGACCGAGUACAUCAACGCAAGUUACGUGCGGGGACCUAAGAACGCCACAAAAUAUUACAUCGCGUGCCAAGCGCCAAUAGAGUCGACCGUAACCGACUUUUGGCGAAUGAUUUGGGAGCAGCAGUGCAAGGUGAUCAUCAUGCUAACUGAUCUCGUCGAGAAUGGAGUUGAAAAAUGCACAGAGUACAUACCACCUUCGGAAGUGACUGACUGUCAUCGGCUAUACGGCGACUUCCAAGUUACGCUGAAGAAACGGGAAACCAAAGAGAAAUAUGCCAUCUCUACGCUUCACCUAAAGAAUCUGGAGAACAAUACGUUCCGCGAGGUGUUCCACAUCUGGUAUCUCUGGCCGGUGAGUGGCGUCCAAUCAGACGGUGCAGGCCUAAUAGCAGUGCUCCUUGAAGCAAGAGCACUCCAGCGAGGCGGUCCCGGACCCAUCGUGGUCCACUGCAGCCCCGGCACAGGACGUACCGGUACGCUAAUAGCCCUCGACCUAGGAAUUAGACAAUAUGAAAUUACGAGGACCGUGGACGUGCCGAGGGUCGUUUACACCAUCAGGAGAGACCGUGCCGGCGCAGUUCAAACGAAGGAGCAGUAUGCUUUCAUAUACAAGGCACUAAAUCUGUACGCGACGAAACUCGCCGGCGGCGUACUGGAAUCGACGUGAAGCAUCCGCUUGAAGCACCUGCAGGAAUAAACUUUGCGUAGGAUGACAGUUGACAGUGUUCGAUCAGUGGCUAACGCGUGCGAGUCAAAAAAUUAAAAGACUUGAUCCAGAAGAGCUCCCCAAUCUCACAGAAAAGUGCACGAGUCUCGAUCGACUGCUGCCCGAAGGAAGUAGACACUCCAAAAAUGCCAAAUACGUGUAUCGAUCGAUUUGAUAUCUGAUAUCCUCAAUAUCAGAGAUUCCCAAGGUGGAAGAAAGAGGACAUUAUCGCUGUGUAAAGGCUAUGUAGCUGUAUAAGGCGAAAUAGUGAUAACGAAUUUAAUAAAACAGGGUGGAUGUGUAUUUUGUUAGAACGCUGAAUGUUAUGUAACGGUAGACCUGCAAAGAUUCCUGGAGAAGUAAACGUUACCGCAGUAGCGUGAAUUAAUUUGUGAUAUAUGGACUCUAGAAUACUUAUAAGUUCGUUAUAACGCGCAAUUUUACUGUUGAUUUGAUUUUGUCGAGAUUCCAAUUUUAGGGACACCCGAAAAAAUAUCUUUCUAGUAGAGGAGCUAGAAUAUUUAUUGUUAUUCAAAUAGAAACCAGUGCAGAGCUAUGUCCGAUUUAAUACAUUGUAAACAAAUAAACUAAUUACGAUAUUUCUGUAUGACAUGCUAUUUACUAAAAUUUCUAUUGCAAAAAUGAGUAAUCUGGGUUGAUUAUUCUUUACUGGUUAAUGUAACGUAGCAAAAGUAUUGAAUCUUUUGGAUAACGGUACUAUUUUGGGUAUCCCUGAAAACCAUACAUUGUAUGAUUUUUAUCAUAGAUGUUACAUUGAUAUUAUAUACUUGAUAAGUUGCAAUGCUUGUGAACUAUUGAAGAACCAAACCUAGGAGAAGAAUAAGUUCGGUUGGAACUUGAGAAUUGAGAUUAUAUUAAAUUCUCCAAUUUUUGUUCGUAAUUUUACGUAAUAUAGAGAUGUAAAAUAUGGCCAAACGUCGUGAUGAAAUUUGGGUAUAUUUUGGAAUAACAUUCCAAACAAAGACAAAGACGUUGUCUCUACGAAAUGCAUGAUCGCUUAGUGAUCAUCUUUUUUUUCUUUCACGCGAUAACACACAACGAUCGUUUCUUUUAACAGUGUCCAAAUUGGACGAGCGUGAGCGCACACUCCUGACUUUUUCCAACCAGUAGAUAUGAUUAUCGUUGUUAUUGUUUUGUUGCUGUUAUCGUUGUACAAAGUAUAUCCCAAUCCUCGGCAUGUCGCUCUCUAUAAUUGUAAAUAUGCAGAGUGCUAUUGACCAUUCCGAUAGUUGCGUUGAUUUUAUUGAAUUACUUGAGAGAUUUUAUUUAUGUCUACAGAACUACAGACUAAUCAUUGAUUCGUAGGCCGAGAAGUACCAGUGUCUCAUUUAGCGAGCCUAAUUAUACGGACUGAAAGUAAAUGUCCGCCCAAAUGCAAUAUGUACCAAGUGUAUUUAAGAGUUAGUAUAUUAUAAUUAUAUUAAUAUAUAAUUAUAUUAAUUACUCUUAAGAAAAUUCUGUUUUAAUCACGACCCCUAAUAAUUAAAUAACAAUUAAAACGAAACGUGACGGAAUCGAUUUUGUUCUCGUACAUGCAAAUAAGGUUUUAAGCAACAAAUUGAUGAUUUAACGAAAUUUACUCCUUUGUCUAUCGGCAAUUAAUUUUUAUUUUACUCAGUUUCUAAUUUCUCUUACUUUUUACUACCGCUUUCAAUUUUAUUGUGUCGAAUCGUUCAUGUUUGAUUUAGUGUAUGGAUGUCUUUUAUGGAUGUCGACGUGUCUAGAUGUGUACGUGUACGUAUUCAUGAUCGCUGUGUUCUCAAAAGGAACGCGAUGAUGUCUUUUAAUAACGUAACAAUAUUAUAAUGUUAAUUACUAGCGUGGUCGAUUAUGCAAUGAAGUUGGUAUAGGUCAAAUUUUAUAGAAGUGCAUUUCAUGUCUUUCAUAUAUUCUACAAAUGGUGAAUUUUCUCAUGAGUAACUGUACUAUUCAUUAUAAUGUAAAUAGAUUACUAUAUAGCGCUCCGUGCAAUUUAAGACGAAUUUAUAAUGUAUUAGCGAUCGUGUCAUUUGUAACUGCAAUUUACGACUGAUUCAAGGUAGGAAAUAGCGACGUAAACACAAUUUAAUCGAUGGACUUUAAUUAUGCAAAAAUGUGAAAACUUAUACGAUAAAGUCAUGCUGUAUUCAAAGUCGAAAGAUAUAAUAAAAUCUAAAACUUUUCUAGAUGAAAGUAAAACCAUAUUCCAAAGUAUAAAUAAUGAAUUGUAUGAAUUGAAGAGGUGCUAAAUUAUUACUUAGUCCAUUAUAAAAUGAUAAUAUGUAAUAGAAAAUAUACUAUUGAUUGUUUUCUGGAAAAGAGAAAGAUAUCACAGUUUUAUGUGGAUUCUGUAAAAUUCCACUGUGCGAAGAAAGUGUGCAAGAAUAAUAAAUAUAUAAUAGCAUUGAAUGUAUAUAAUGAAUACAUGUAAUGUCUUCAAAG